UAUCCCCACACGUGAUCACAUAUCUAGAAUUUUUGUAGGGGAGAAAUAAAAGUUCGAGAUCGAAAGGUCGACCGGCGGACCACGACCAAAGCCCGACUCUGCUGCUGCUUCGCACCCCGAACCCGGACACCGCAGCCGAGAUGAAGCCCAGAAGAUAUCACGGCCUCAAGCGAGUGAGACUCCGGCAGAGCUGGAACAAGUACAACCUCUUCAACCUCUACCGCUUCAAGGAUCCAGCGAUCGGCCGCAGCGACUACCAGACCUUCUUCCAACAGAAAUGGAGGGCGAAGGGCAUCCUCCGAGAUUACCACGGCGAGCACGUCGUCGAGCGCAAGUGGACGCGCAUGUUCAGCCGCCGUCUGCUGGGCGUCGUCGACAUGGACGCCAGGUACAUGGCCGAGUUCGACGGUUCCGAGAUGGCUGCCGGUAGAGGAUCUGGAAAGGACAAGCCGCCGACAUUCAACAACGAGGAGGUGGAAAAACAACCUCUAACACCCUACAUGCAGAUGACCUUUGCGCCUAUGGAGAGACGGUUAGAUAUCGCCGUCUUUAGGGCCAUGUUCGCGAGUAGCACGAGACAGGCGAGACAGUUCUGCGUCCACGGCGCUGUCAAGGUCAAUGGCAAGGUGAUGCCGUAUCCCGCCUACCGUCUCAACCCCGGCGACAUGUUCCAAGUCGACCCCGAGCGCGUCCUCCACGCCACCGGCGCCCCCAAAGACGACCCCAACAAAACCCGCAACAGGAAAGGCAACAAGAAGAAGAAAUCCUCGGCCGCCGACGAAGAAGAAGAAGGCACCGAGGAAGCGGAAGAGGAAGAAGGAGCAGGAGAAGAAGAGGAAAACGCAUCCGAAGAACCGGAGCAGGACCCGGACACGACCGACAAGCCGGACGCGCCCAAGGUCGACAUGCGGCCGACGCGCGAGCAGAUCACGGAGCUCGCGUCGCGCGCCAAGCGGAUCCUGGCCGAGGAGGAGGUCGGCGCGACGCAGAAGCAGCGCCUGCGCCGCUUCGUGAAGAAGCUGCGGAGCCUGAUCUCGCAGACGGGGCGCGCGAACGCCUCGCCGGCCGAGAUCGCCGAGGAGCUGUCCGUGCAGAUGGGCGGGCUCACCGUCGGUGCCUCCGACUCUUCCUCCCUCUCGAAAACCGCGGCGGAUUUCUUGUCGCAAUCGUCGUCGUCGUCGUCAUCAUCCGCCGCCGCCGCCGCCGCCACGGAAGUGGGCGGCGGCCUCGACAAGUUCGAGAUGAAGAAAUUGGAGCAGCGCAUCGCGGAGCAGAUGCGCGAGGAAGAAGAGAACCCGCACGACCCGAGCAAGCCGUACAAGACGCCCUGGCGCCCGCGCAACUACAUGUCGCCCUUCGCCUUCAUCCCCAAGUACCUCGAGGUCAACCAUAACGUCUGCGCCGCCGUCUACCUGCGCCACCCCGUCGCCAAGAUCGGCCGCGCCGAGGUCCCUACCCCCUUCCCCGAGUACAUCAACCAGCUCGCCUUCAACUGGUACCUGAGGCGGAGGUAAGAAAGUGGGCGGAAUAAAAUAAAAAUUCCAGCCCUUUUUUUUUUAUAAUAUGCGUACGGUAGUCACGAGCUAUGGUGGUAGAUAUGACUUUUAGAUAGGCCGGGGGAUACCCGGUUUAGCUCGAUAUAUUAGAGAGCGCGGGCUGGCGUAACAUGCCGUAGGCAGAUGUUUUACUAGACUGAGGCUACGGGGAAACAUGGCUUCUGGAUGCCAUGUGCUAUAUACAUUGCAUUUGAAAUGCCCGCAGCCCGAGAUACUGCCUAGCAUAGCCCGUGAGGCUACUUACCCCCAUCAUUACGUACUACUCACCAAGUAGUCGGAUGGGCCAAAGCUCUUCUCUGUAUAUACCUAGGUACUCAUAUAGAGACAACGUGUACAAUACGAUGUAUAUGAACGCCG
Messenger RNA from Annulohypoxylon truncatum, 1913 nucleotides. Its product is annotated as alpha-L RNA-binding motif-containing protein. Gene Ontology annotation, biological process: positive regulation of translational fidelity. Gene Ontology annotation, cellular component: mitochondrial small ribosomal subunit. The transcript has 3 exons. Lineage: Eukaryota; Fungi; Ascomycota; Sordariomycetes; Xylariales; Hypoxylaceae. The record is from RefSeq and is a predicted model, not a curated record. Gene Ontology annotation, molecular function: rRNA binding; structural constituent of ribosome. The coding region runs from base 141 to 1514 and encodes 457 amino acids.